UUGUUUAUUUUCUUUUUGGUUUUUUCCCCCUUUAUUUUGGUUUUUGGUUUCUGUUUCUGUUUUUAUGUGUCAACAAAAACAAGUAAACAACGUCAAUUUUAUUCACGCCAGCACAAGACUCUUGCUCCUUAUCUUCUCCGAAAACAAUUGAACUAUCUCAGACUUAGACCCUUCAAUUGUUUCAGCUUGGAGACAUCAUUUGCCACAGCUUGGUGUCAAGAGAUAUCAGUUGCUCCUGUGUGAGCCAUGUAAUCAGCAACCAUAUUGGUGCUAAGCAAUAAAUGUUGCCUGGACACAUUCUGGUCACACUCGUAGAGGUUUUUCGCUGAGAUUUUGACGUCGGGAUCAAGCGCAACCUUCAGGAUGGUUGAACAAGUGAACCAUGCGCAGCACCGCAGCCACAGCCUGAGACGCAUACCCAAGCUCCCAUGCUAGUUCAAGACCAUGCUUUCAACCUUCAAGUUUGAGGAAACCAUGUCAUGGUUGUUGCUAUAUGCCCUAAAAUAGAAAAGGAGACCUUCUGAAUGACCUACAAUGGAGUCUAAUACACUAGACAAGAAUGAGAGAAACUGGGCUGACGAAAGAAUACCGCCUGUCCGAUUGGGUCUGCGGGAGAAGAAAUUUGUUCUGCAGAAAUUGGUGGUAUUUCCUCUCAAACUUCAGAAUUUGUGGCUUUUGAACAAUUAUAUGGGGAACUGUUUGGAUAAGGAUGAAUCUACGGAUACACAUUCUGAUCAACAUGUGGAGUUAGCUUCUGGAAAUGUGAAACUUAUUAGCAGCACCGAAGCUUGGGAGCAAAAGUUGGAAGAAGCAACGAGAGAUGGCAAAACUGUGAUCCUGAAUUUCAGUGCUACUUGGUGUGGUCCUUGUAAAAUGAUUGCGCCGUAUUACUGCGAGUUAUCUGAGAAAUUCACAUCGAUAGUGUUCUUAAUAGUCGAUGUGGAUGAACUAAGCGACUUCGCCGCUACAUGGGACAUCAAAGCCACGCCAACUUUCUUCUUUUUUCAAAAUGGACAACAAGUUGACAAACUUGUAGGAGCAAACAAGCCAGAGCUGCAGAAGAAGAUUGCUGCCAUUACCGAUUCGGUUCCAAAGUGGCAGUAACUGUUGUUUUGUUCAUCGAUUCUUGUAAGAAACAAGCCGUGUGCGUUCUCCUUUUCGCAAGUCACAACUUCGAGGUCAAGACUGAGUGUGAUCUAGGUGUUUUUUCCAGUGACUGAAUGUUUCUACAUGUUCUGCAGUGACUUGAAUGUCUUCAGAUUUUUCCUUCUUGGGUGUAAAUAGAUGUUUCAUUUGAAUUGUCUCUGAUUCAAAGUAAUGUGGCUGUAUUGUAACAAGCUUGUUUUGCUAAUUGGUAAUACCAAAAUUUGUUGUGACUUUGUUGUCAAAUUUAAAUGAAAUGUGGUUCCCUUUCUGCUGAAUUGA
Messenger RNA from Arachis ipaensis, 1425 nucleotides. The record is from RefSeq and is a predicted model, not a curated record. NCBI's taxonomy places the organism in Eukaryota, Viridiplantae, Streptophyta, Magnoliopsida, Fabales, Fabaceae.